ACCGCCGCCAUGAACGGUCGCGGAAUAUUCACCCUAGUCACACUUUGCCUAGUAGGCUAUGCCACGGGCGCCAGAAUCCUCGGGAUACUUCCAAUGGGCGCCAAGUCCCACAACAUAAUCGGAGCAGCCUACAUGAAGGCACUGGCAGCAGCCGGUCACGAAGUGACCGUCGUAAGUCCGUACACUUUGAAAACCCCACCGAAAAACUAUCGAGACAUUGAGCUAACCGGAAUGCUGGAAGCGAUGGAUGACCAGGAGAAGAACCUGUUCAACUAUAAGGGAUCCGGCAUUGGAUCAUUCUUCAUCAUGAUGUACGUACUGUACGGAAAGCUUCCGGAAGUGGUCGGCAAGCUCGUGCUUCAGCAUCCAAACGUAGUUAAGCUGCUAAAUUCCAACGAAAAGUUCGACCUAGUUAUAGUGGAGUCAUUCCUCACGGAAUCGCUGUACGGAUUUGCGCAGCAUUUUGACGCCCCACUGGUAACGUACUCCACGUUUGGGAACUCCAUGUGGACCAACGACCUGGUGGGAACGCCGGCCCCGCCGUCACACGUCGCGCACUUCCUGCUGAGUUAUGCCGAUCGGAUGGCGUUCUGGGAGCGAUUGGUCAACACGGUGGUAACUAUUUUGGACCGGGUAGUGUUCGAGUGGUAUUACCUGCCAAAGCAAAGGGAGUUUUACGAAGUGGGCUUUCCAAACGCUAAGAUCUCGUUUGAAGAUCAGAUGAAGAACGUUUCGCUAGUGUUUUUGAAUCAGCACUUUAGCGUUAGCAGUCCUAGGCCGUACGCGCCGAACAUGGUCGAGGUCGGUGGGAUUCAGGUGGAGAAGCCGAAGGCGUUACCAAAGGACCUUCAAAAAUACCUCGACGGAGCCGAGCACGGUGUGAUCUACUUCUGCAUGGGAUCCAAUCUCAAGUCAAAGUUCUUCCCAGAAGAGAAACGGAACGCAUUCCUCAAAGUAUUCUCCACGUUGAAGGAGCGUGUGCUGUGGAAGUUUGAGGAUGAAACGCUUCCCAAUCAACCGAGUAAUGUCAAGAUUCAGGCGUGGAUGCCUCAAAAUGACAUCUUGGCGCAUCCUAAGGUCAAACUGUUCAUUACGCAUGGUGGACUGCUUGGAACUUCGGAGUCCUUGACGCAUGGAAAGCCCAUGAUUGGAAUCCCGAUCUUCGGCGAUCAAAUGAUGAACGUUGAGAAGGGAGUACGAGCUGGAUACUCCUAUCUACUGGACUACGAUGAUAUUACAGAGGAGAGUGUUUCGAAAGCGAUCAACACAGUUUUGGAAACUCCUUCGUAUACGAGGACCGCACAGCUGAUAUCCCAGAGAUUCCGUGAUAGACCGAUGACGGCUCAACAGACAGCUGUAUACUGGGUGGAAUACGUAAUCCGACAUGGAGGAGCUCCACAUCUGAGGUCUCCAGCGUUGGAUCUGUCAUUGCUUCAGUAUCAUUUGCUAGAUGUUUACGGAAUUUUAAUAAUAUUUGUCAUAACAUCAAUAUGGCUGCUUAUGUAUACAGUGAGGAUACUCUUAACGAAGAUAAUUAAACCUAACAAAUCAAAAGGUUCAAAAAAGAAACGUCCUUAAAGCAUUUCGUUAAAAAAUAAAGAUGUCCAAUCAAGCAAA
Culex quinquefasciatus (southern house mosquito) is the source of this 1617-nucleotide messenger RNA. Its product is annotated as UDP-glycosyltransferase UGT5. Gene Ontology annotation, molecular function: UDP-glycosyltransferase activity. The record is from RefSeq and is a predicted model, not a curated record. The transcript has 2 exons. NCBI's taxonomy places the organism in Eukaryota, Metazoa, Arthropoda, Insecta, Diptera, Culicidae. The coding region runs from base 10 to 1578 and encodes 522 amino acids.